Messenger RNA from Centropristis striata (black sea bass), 3407 nucleotides. RefSeq names its product serine protease 23-like. Gene Ontology annotation, biological process: proteolysis. The transcript has 2 exons. Gene Ontology annotation, molecular function: serine-type endopeptidase activity. NCBI's taxonomy places the organism in Eukaryota, Metazoa, Chordata, Actinopteri, Perciformes, Serranidae. The record is from RefSeq and is a predicted model, not a curated record. The coding region runs from base 130 to 1524 and encodes 464 amino acids.
UUCUUUUUUUUUAAUAUAAUGAUGGGAGCCGGUCUGCUGGAAGCCGUGUGGAUGGAGAGGGUUUUUUAUUGAUAAGAAGGAGAAAAUUCACUGCAGGUUUUGUGGGUGUUUUUUUGUGUUUGCAGUGGGAUGGGACUCAGUCACUUCCUGUGUGUGCUGCUCUGUGCAGCAGCCCUGACAGUUUUUGCUAAAGAUGAGAACCAUGCGGCGUACAGGUGGACCAGGCAGAGUCUUCCUGUGCUGCUGGACGCACACACAGAGCCUUUAAACACGCCGCUGUUCGGAGGGCAGGCGGAGGAUGAGGAGAGAGGAGGGGCGAAGACACUCUGUGGUAUAGAGUGUCAAAGCAGCCUACCGCCUAUGGACCACACUGAGCAAGAGAGGAUUCUGGGAUAUGAGACAAUGUUUGAGAACGGCACUCGCACACACACAGAUAUCAGUUUGCAGGGUUUAAACAAGUCUUCUGGAGGAGCGGCAGCCCACUCACCAGCUCGCACUCGCAGGAAGCGACAAGUUUAUGGAGCAGAUGGACGCUUUGUGAUCUCUGACUCGCAUUUCAUCACCAACUAUCCUUUCUCUACCGCUGUUCGUCUCUCCACAGGCUGCUCUGGAGUCUUAAUUUCCCCGAAACACGUGCUAACAGCGGCACACUGCAUCCAUGAUGGGAGGGACUAUCUAGAGGGUGCCAGAAGGCUUAGAGUCGGAGUGUUGCAGCUCAGGACUAAGAGAAGAGGAGGGGGCCGGAGGAGAGGAGGGCAGCGGAGGGGUGGGAGGAGAGGAGAGGGUGAGGAGCAGGAAGUGGAGGAAGGUGAGGAGCAGAAUAGUAUAGAUGGGGAUGAAAUGAGAAGGGGAAAGGGAGGUAAAGGCAGGAGGCGCAGGGGAAGAAGAGAGGGUGAGCAGGGCGUAGCUGAUCAUGGGAAGAUGGGUGAGUUGGAGAAAGGGAGACAAAGAGGCCGUAUACGACGCAGUGCUGAACCAAAUAAGCAGCCUGUCUUCCGUUGGACACGAGUCAAACAAACCAGAAUCCCUCAAGGAUGGAUCCAAGCCAAGAGCUCCACCAACUCACUGUCCCCUGACUACGAUUACGCCGUUCUGGAGCUGAGACGACCCCUUAAACAAAAGCACAUGGAGCUGGGAGUGGCACCCUCUGCCUCGCCCCUGGCACGGAUCCACUUCUCAGGCUAUGACGCUGACAAAAGCCUGCUGGACGGGCGUGGAAAUGCAAAGGUGGUUUACCGGUUUUGUUCAGUGGCAAACGAGUCGGGCGAUUUGAUGUACCAGCACUGUGAUGCCCAGCCGGGCGCCACCGGUGCAGGCAUUUACGUUCGACUGAGACAGGGAGAGGAGGGCAGGAAAGGGAAGUGGCAGCGGAGGGUGAUCGGGGUGUUUUCAGGCCAUCAGUGGGUGGAGGUGGAGGGAGGGGAGCAGAGGGACUUUAAUGUUGCAGUGAGGAUUACACCACCCAAAUAUGCCCAGAUCUGUCACUGGAUCCAUGGAGAUCCAAGUCUCUGUAAAGAGAUUUGACUGCAAAGUGAUGGAUCUAGAAAACAUAUGUUUCACAGAGACUCACGUCUUAAGGAUGGUCCUAAGCUUUGACUUAUGAGUUGAUUUUUUGUAGUAAAAAGUAGGACUUAGAAGCUUUGUACAAAGACGCUAAAGUUUAGCAAAGUAUAAGUAUAAAACCUGAGCACAGACUGCAGUUUCGUCAGUUAAGGAUUACAAUUAUGUCAAUGCACUUCCUCUAGCACUUAAACAGCCAAUACCACACCUCCAGAGGUUAUGUGUCACAGCUUCAUGCACACAGUCUUUGGUAUUUUUCAACCUGGAACCCAUGUUUUUUUUUCUUCAAUUUUUGAAAGUGAUACAGUAUUGAGGGACAAUUGCGCAUUGUCAUUGUAUGUCUCCUAACAGUGCUUUCCCCUCUGAAGGGCUUAGAUUGUUAUUUCAAGUCUAAAGUUUUUCUUUACCUUUUACUUGAUUCAGGCUGUUUGUUAUUGUGUCUGACCAAGUCUCAAUCAAGGAAAAGUCUCAUUCUGAAAUCUCGUGAGAGGUGACUUGUUGCCAGAAGAGUAAAUGGGAGUUGGAGAGAUAUGUUUGGGAAGGAGUUGUGUUUGAGAACAGAAAGCAUAGCUGUUACGUCAAAAGAUUUUCAAGACUAUGGCUGAAUAUUUGGAUGAUUUUGAGAUGUGGAAGAGAGAUAUUUUCAUAAGAUACUUGGUUAGACACAAUAUCAGACCAGAUGACGGAAAAGGUAAAGAAAAAUAUUUUAUUCCUCUGUAUGUUCCUUUCCAUAACAUCAUAACAAUCAUGUCAUGACCUUUUUCAUGUUGUAUAAGAGUGUGGCUAUUAGGACAGACAGUUGUAUCUUUUAUUAAUUUAUCGUCAUACAUUUCUUAUGGAAAGUGUAUAGCCACUGUCUCUGCUGGUCACUUCUGCAUAAUGUAGCAGACCUCUGGAGUAAUAACUGAGACACUUAAUAAUGUUAUUCAUAAGCCUUAUUCUUAUGUACUGUAAGAAUAAGAGCAAAUUUUGACACAUUUAAGAUGAAAAUUUCACUCUGAGCAGCUUUAUAAUACUGAUCUAAGACCAGCUCAGCUCUUCAGUGACAGGUUGUCACACAAAUCUAUAAUCCAAGAAUGUGGCCCGUUGCUCCUGGUUCUGGAUUUGUGGCCUUUUCUGCAUAUUAUCAGUCCAUUUAGAGGCUGUAGGAAAUUACGUCAAUGAGUCAAAAAUGGCUAAAAACAUCACAAGGUAUUUGACUUUGACAUUAGAGUUUCAUUGUCACUUUUUCUAAACACCACAUUUGUUUGUUUGUCUCUGAAACACCAACAUAUAUCACUCACAAAAUCUAAUUAUAUAAAGGAAAAGACAAAAGCCCUAUUUUUUCUCCUAUGUUUUUACAAUGUAAACAUGAUGCUUUGUUUACUUUUGUAUUGAAGCAUAAAUACGUAAAACCAGUUGGUCCACCAAUAUAUAAAUGUAUCAUCUGACGUUUAAAAUGUCUUGUGUUGUAAUAUUGUCUGUUAAAGAAGUUAAUGUUCAUGCAACAAACACAUUUUCUUGUAAAAAAAAAAAAAAAUCAUGCUGGCAACAAAUAAAAAUGCUGACGGAAGCAGGACAGAGAUAAGUGACGAGCCGUGAGGGUCGUUUGGAUCAGUGUAUUUGUCUUUUAUUGCAUCUCAUUUGGACUCACAUGCAGGUGGGGGUGAGGGAGAAAGAACGAUGCCAUCCAUAAUAACCCAAAAAAGAAAAACAACACAGCCUUCAUUUGAAUACUUAGCAAACAGUAUUUAUCCACAUUCUUUUUGUUUUUUUAUGUGUCAUAGUCAUCUUUAUUUUGCUUUCAACACUUUGUUAAUGCCACAAUGGAUUAAGAUACAGUCACUUUUGGAAAUAAACAACACACA